AUGAUAUAAAAGGCACUUGCUAGGGCACGCUAUUUGACACGAAGAUUAGUCACAAAACAUGGAACACUUUGCUUCCUUUAUCGUCUGUACUCUAUUGCUGUUGAACGUGUAUGGCACUGAGGGUAGUUCAACAAGCCAGCAACAAUGUACAGUUCGAAACGUAUGCAAUUUACUCGAUAACGUCUCGAACCGGCAAGAUCGUUUGGAGAAGAAGGUUAAAGAACACAGCGCGAUACUUGGUGGUCGCUGUGAUGAAGGUAAGGUUAAUGAGCAUUUAGUUUUUUUUGGUCAACUCCACUAAUAAAAAAAUCUCUAGCGCGGUGAAAGUUCUUAGAGUGAAAAUUAUGCACCACGUUGCGGCAUCUCUCGUAUAGAGGCAUGCAAAAUGGAAUUUAGGGUAGCUUGCGUUGCAGGCGACCCGCGCAUAGCAGGCAUUAGGGCCUGGGGAGGGUAACUCUUUUACAUGAAUUAUUUCAUAUAUACUUCACAUCAUUUCACUCCUCACAGGAGAUAUGAAGUCAAUAAAUUGACCUCGCUCCCAAUGUGUGGCUUCAUAGCUCAGUUGGUAGAGCAACGCAUCGGUAACGCGGAGGUCACGGGUUCGAAUCCCAUUGAAGCCCUGUUUUUUUUUCAGGCUUCUUCUUUCCAAUUGCUUAAAUCGGAAAAUUUACUGCGAUGAUCAUUCUUCGCUUUCAUCUUUUACAUACCUCGUUUAGAACUUUGCAUCUCUUUUAACUGCUGUAAAUGUAUUGUCUUUUAAAUACGAAUGAAAUCCCUUUUCUUUUAUAUACCUGAGGCCUAAAAAGGGACCCCUUUCGGGCGGAGCCUCCCCGUAUAGGCCAUCAUAGGAAGUACCUCUCCGGGCAUUAGGGCUGAGCCCAUUGAAAAUUGUUGCAUCGAAGGGUCCUUCUAGAGCGCAAUAUGCGAAGGCUGUGGGUUUUAAUUUCCUUAGCCGGCGAAAACAGACGUUUCUCAGCGGCAAUGAACGAGGAGAAACGUCUGUUACAGGCUAUAAUUUCUCUUUCAAAUAAUUUUCUUGGCUAUGAGAGAUACAUAUUUGGAAGUUUAUAAAAGUUCGGGUGGAUUUUCACUGUCGCGUAAUUUUUCACACCGUAAAUUCAGUAUGUGUGUAAAUAAAAUAGAGGCAAUUAAAUGUAUAAAAGGAAGAAGCAGCCUAUUGCUGUAAAAUAGAGUAAAAGGCAAUCAGGAAAAAAAGAAACUGUAAAUUUGACUCGGUUCCUAAUGUUAUGAACUGAAUCAAAUGUAGAGGGAUUUGUAUGGAGCCAUCGGAACAUAACUGGGCUAAUAUCUCAGAGACAAUUUGCUCCGAAAUUCUAGUUUUUCAUGAAGUAGGCCUCCUGGACCUUGUUCUUUCAGAAUAUCCCGACAAAUCCCAUAAUUUCACAAAUUUAUUUUUUAUGACGUCACACUUUAGAACUCUAUACUCCUUGUAUAGUUGUGAUAUUUUGGUGGAAAACAUUUUUAAAGUUAUAUGUGGAGAUAACGUUUUAGUAUUUUUAGUAUACAGUUUAGUUUUAGUAUACAGUCGGCUCUCUCUUAAUGGACACCUCUAGAAGACGGACACCUCUGUAAAACGGACACUUAUAGUUGGUCCCUGCCAAUCUUUUUACUCCUUUUAUUUGACUCUAUAUAAGACGGACACCUCUCUAAGGCGGACACUUAGUGCCGGUCCCAAAGGUGUCCAUCUUAGAGAGAGUUGACUGUAUUGUUGAACCUAAGUCAUGCAUUUUACCAUUUACUUUGUCGAGUUCAUAUAAUGACUCGCAGAAUUCAUGUAAAAAUCUAAAAUAGAACAUGACAGGACGUUGCCCUUACUCUAAGGUUUCAUUCGGCCAAAUAUAAUUUGUUGAUUAGUAUUGUAAAUAUUGUAAAUAAAUUUUCUAAACUUUCUUAAAUUAUUCAACAUUGAUUUUAACAUAAACUAGUGCCGUUUGACACAUCAGUUAGGGUCGGCCUAAGAACAUCCAUACAGCCGGGUGCACAGGACAUGCAACUCACUAUAUUUACAGCACAGCUCAGUAGUGGCGAAACAGUUUAAAAUUCGCUGCAGACAAGUCUCUGGGAUUGGAUCGAAGAUCAUAAAGACAGGGACCAGUAGAUUUUCAGCUUCAGCCUUCAUCCUGUCCCCUCAGGGUGCCGAUGCACCGCUUUUGGAAUGUGUGUCUGGUGCAAAACAGCGUUGAUAUGCCCGUUAUAUAAUUAGAAAUGAUUACAUGGAGAACAAAAGAACAAAAUUUGCUAUCGGCUUCUUCGUGGUUGGAUUUCAAAACAGCUACAUCGAGGGUAGGACCUGAAAGGAAAAUUACUUUUAAUUUGAACAACCACCAGAUACAUACGACGAUUGUAGUGUGAGCGGCUGCUUAUGCGAUACAUUCGUCUAAGAGAGUCAAAGACUUUGCUAAAUCCGUUUUAUUGUCUCCUAGUUCAAGAAAUACUUGCAAUGGAGCCUUCUUUGAGCGUCGACUUCUUGUCGUUGCUUGUUAGUGGAUUGCCUCUGAUAACGAUCGAAUAACACGACGAUCCUCUAUGAUCCAAACCUUCCCUUUAACACAAAGUCUACGUGGCAGCUCAAAAAGCCUCCGAAUGGUUUGCUUUUUCUGGGACUGCAUAAGUUGUAUCGAAGAAAUUAGCCAUCGAUGAACAAACCAGCAUUUCCUUAAAGUGUGAUUGACUCCGGGCACUUGGCUUUCUUUGUCAGAAAGUCUGCUAAAAAGACUUGUGUCCCGUUCGCAUGUUAUGGCUCAUGAUUUCUGCGAAAGACAGUGUCACUGGCAUUAACUCAUGUUUUUAUAUGGUGUGUAUUUUUACCUCGCUCCUCAAUUCAUAAGCUGUAACUAUAGACAACAUAACAUUCUCUUGUCUACGCGUAGAAUUGUUUUUCUCGAAGCUAGUUCUAGCACUUUUAACUUUGUAAUGCCGUUCUUCUUUUCCGUCUGAAGAAAGUAGCCUCCUUAACAUUCCACAAAUUUUCAACCUCAGUGUGUCCCUUCAAUUAGAACAACUUGGACAAAGGACUGCUCAAUUUCCGAGGUCAUCACAGGCAGGAUUUUUUUGGUCUGGGAGAAGAGCAUCCCAAAGUUUUCUAGUGAAGUGCAUUUGCAGCUUCAUUAACUUGCUCUCAUCUCUCCCCGGCACUCUUUCUUGUGGAUCAAGUGGUCCGCAUCGUGGUGAAUGUUAAAUAAAACGACAUCGUUGAUGUUUGAGCACCAAUAUGGAAACCCAGGUGGAGGAUAGAGCCCAUCUGCUAAGCACGGAACAAGUUUUCUUGAUAAAAACAAUGUCACCACUCUUCAUCUAGUCAGAUCUAGCCACUUCUGGACACCCUUUGUCUUGUCAUUAGUUUUCACCAUUAAAUUACCCGUAAACGUUUUUACCACAACGUGCUUAGUAAAAGAACAGAGAGGUUUUGCAGUUACCACAGAGACGUGUUAUGGACGAUGUUGAAAUGGUUGCAUGUUUUUAAUUGCAGCGUUUUGUUAAUACAAUUAGUACAUUUGUUCCUCAAAAAGUAACUGAACCAAAAAUAAGCAUUCUAUUCGAAGGGCGUGGUCAUUUGUCUAGGGACAGCUUUAACAUGCGUAGAAGCAGCAUAAAAACUCUCAGAAUUUUUCUUAAUUAUCUUUACAGUACACCUUAUCACAAAUUUAAAGUGCUUCUGGUUAUAUGUAACUUAAAAUUGUUAAAGGAAAAAACUCCUUAUUUGAACAAGAAAAACAUAAUAAUAAAAUGCCCUAAAAUACCAUCUUAACACAAGAAUUGAGCUUGGCAACAAAUGAUUUUGGAAAUUAGGGUACUCGAGUUAGUAAGAAAGGCUAUGUUGCCAAAAAUCAGACAAAAAUGCUCGUGGGUGUUACAUUUUAGUUCCCUGUGUACCCGACCACAACAAAAACAGGAUAGUUUGAAAAAGCAAUUCAAAGAAAAUAGGAAAUUGUUUGGUAAACGGCCCUGUGUACAGAAGGUAAGACGUUUGGUGACUAGUCUGUGACUUAAUAGCUCUUUCCAAUUCGUUCCAAAUUGAACUUUUGGUAAUUUUAGACUAAAACCUUGUAAAAUUUAGUAUCUGCUGAUCGAUCUGAAUGUCUCAGGCGGACUACUAUGUCUUCCACUUAGGGAAAAACGAGUAGAGACUAAAAAUAAACGAAAUGGAAGCUAAAAAUAAUGUAGACUUAGUUUCUUUUUAAUAAUAUGUACUUUCUUUUCUUAUCCCAGAUGGUAGCAAGUUUUCGGCUUCUGCUGUAGUUCAAUGCGCAAGCAUGGUAAAAUCUAUUAACGACAACCACUUCACGCUGGAUGCCAGGAACCCAGGGUCAGGUAUAUGUAGAGCACUUUCUCAUCCAACUGACGAAACACAGGCUUAUAGCGUGUCAGCGGAACUUCUGAACCAGAUGGGUUGGAAGGGAAUAAACAGCGGACAUCCCGGACUACUGUACAACGCUUUGGAUGAAAACAACUUUGACUUUGUUUACUUCCGGUGAGUUUGGUCUAUUAUGAACUAGUAAAAUCCAACUAGUGGUCUAUUAUCAAUGCUGCGUUCUGAUUGGUUGAGCUACUACUAGGCUAUAUGUUAUAGCCCACUAGUAUUGCCCACUAGUAGCGAAAAGCGCCGGCUUUGAAAACCAAAACAAUGGCGGCUGAAUCGCGUUUUGCUAGCUGUAGUUGUUUUGUCUCGAUAUUUUCGACCAACUAAUUGGAUUAUACUAAAACAAUUAUUCGGCCUCAUAGGCUAUUGACUCGGAGCCCAUUCGGGCUCGAGGAAUAAUUGUUAAAUAUUUUUUUGUCACACUUUUAAUCUAAUGAGCUGACACAGGCGCAGGAUACAAAGUAAGGAAUACUGACUCUGAUAUGCAAUCGUCAAUCAGAGUAUUAGAAUAUUUUAUCACAUAACCUACCUUUAGGAAACAAAACAUAUAAGCUUGAGAGGUCCAUUGCACAGUCCUCUUGACAACAUGAGUGCACAGAUACCGUGUGGCACGAAAUUUUUGCGAGAGUUAAUUUUUGCGGAUUGGCGAUUUUUUGUUUUGCCAGUUUGAGAUUAGGACAGAUUGGUUUUUCGUGCUGGGAAUUACUUUUUGCUAUUUUCAGAAAGUACCCAGUACCCAGCAUUGACAAUAUUUUCCUUUUUAAUUGAGUACGUGCAAUAGAAAUCCAUAUUUUCAAACCAUAAACUAGUAUUUCAUUGUACACCGUUUUGUUUCUGAAUGAAAGAGACAAGUUGUGAUUGAACAGACACGAUUUCUUAGUACUGAAUUUUUGUGUAGCGAAUUUAAGUUACAGAAAAUUUACUCUGGAAUACUUUGGGGGAAAAAUGUUUGCUGUAAUUUUUAUUUGCGGGAACUUAUUUUUUGCCGAUCGCUGAAAAAAUCCGAAGAAUUAUAAUUAGAACACACAAAAAUUUCUUGCCACACGAUAGGUGAAGUACACCAUAGUUAAGAGAGACGAGAUCGUCUAGUUUUAACGUCGAUUUUCUUAUGCUCUUAUUGAAAAUGAAUUAGACCGCACUCGGCCAGCGGAUGUUACCAGACAGGGUACAUGGCCAAUGGAAAGUUGAAUUUCGUAAAGAGUGCCGCGUGUCCUAAUGGACCUCCAAAGGGUGGUGUAUGGUUCCCAGUCUCGGUCACGGUGCACGGUCAAGACGUACAAGUGUACCACAGUGGAGUCCUGGUGGCGUCCGUCAAGUCCCAUUUUGCUCCAAGGGCCUGGGGAGGAGUGUUCACUUUCCUUGCUUACAAAAAUGUGAUCCUCUUCAAGAAGUUUAAAGUUGCGCCUCAAACGCUCGUUACUAAAAGAUGCAAAAAGGUAGUGUAAAACCUCGACAUCACCAAAGCAGUACUUGACAUCGAUCAGUCGAUGACAAUGGCCGUUUUCACACUAGAGACGGAUAAUCCAUCUGCAAAAUCCGUCAAAAUUAACGGAUGAACAGAUGGACAAAGUCAGGCGGAUUUUUCAUCCAAAAUUAAAACCGUUUCAUUUUCAAAUUAAGUCGUAUUAUCUAUCUGGCGCGAAUUAUUCAACGGAUAAUCCGUCUCCAGAGUGAAAACGGCCAAUAUGAGAAAAAUUCUCAUCAGCGACUUCAGUUUUACAAAAAUUCUAAAGCGACCUAACUUUAGUUGACGAGAAUUCCUCGAGUCGACCAUAAAUUGACUCAUAAUAUAACGUGUUCUCCGAACUUUAUAUUUCUUUCACUCGUUUAAUAUUCGGUAUCACCAUUUUUACCAAAGUUAAAAUCACAAUAGCGGCUUUUUGCAAGAGCCAUAAUGACUCUUGCUUUUUCUAAGUUGUCGGUUUUAGACGAAUCUCCUUAAGGGUUGAAAUAAACCCUCAGUCACCUCCAGAUUAAUCUUCGUAAGGGUUCCCCGUAUUUUUUAUAUAGGAGUCCAUCCCCCUUCCCUGGGGGGUGGCUGGUGAAGGGGCAUUUUAGCACUUGAUUUUCCUACGCUAAAUCUUGUUCAUCUAACGGAUACACGCAGGUUAAUGAGCUACCUGGAUACACUAAAGUGGACGCUUCCCACGGACGUUGGCCGAAGGAUGGCUUCUGUCAAGUAGCUUACCUUAGAGACGGAAGUACAUCAAGUUACCAGCUCUCAGUCGAUAUGUACAACUUCAUUGGAAGUGGAAGAGUCAACUUUGGUCAUCCAGGAGUGUUUUUAAACGCUGAAGAUCAAGAUAACUAUGACUUCGUCUAUUUCAGGUUUGUUGAGAUUUAAGAGACUGCUGUCACUGUUUUGAUUUCAAACCUGAGCGAUCCCGCAAAACCUUUUUACGACCAGUUCCGUUUACGGAAGUGAUUUCGGAGAAUUAGAAGAUGUUGUUGUGAAUGAGUUAUGUAGUAUUUAAGCCUUUUACGUCAGUUUUUAGUCGCAUUCGCUUAACUUUAUGUAUUGUUUCUUUUUAUUUCCCAGGCCUCAUUCAUCCAGCGGAUGUUUUCAGACGGGUUACGUUUACAAAGGUCAACCAAAAUUUGACGGAGCAAAGUCCGCCUCUUGCCCCAACGGUCCCCCCAAGGGAGCAGAAUGGUUCAACAUUAGGGUGGUAGUGUCGAGCUCCACACCUGCCGGGGAAGUGAAGGUCUACCUCAAAGGCACAUUGGUGACGACAUUCAACCCGCGCUAUCCAAUCAGAAAACGUGGUGGUGUCUUGGUUGCCAAUGGUUACAACAAUGUGGUUUAUUACAAAAACUUUAAGUUUUUGUAAAGCAGUCAGUGUUUCUUCAAUUUAACAAAAGGCUUUUUAUAUAAAGCAAAGAAAACAUUGGACUAGAUUUAUAGCUCGUUUAUCACUUAAUAACUUUCUAUUCUAAAAUAUACUUUUUCUGCUUAUGCCAUAGUCAAGAUAACCAGAGAUCAGGCUCAAUUUUCGUUUCGCAUUGUAAAUCAACAUUCCGGCAGGCAAGGCGAAACGAAAAGAGAGCCCAAUUUUUAGCGGUAGUAGCCACAGGCGGCCCAGACGUAGUAUGUGUCAAAUGAAUAUAUUAAUAUUCACAUAGACAAAAUAUGAGUCGUCGAAACUCCCAUGAACCAAAAUAGUCCAAAGUCAAAAUAUGACAAAACAAAGCUAAGAUACCUUUAACUGAACGUAUCCUUGUCUUUCCUGGCCGGUUAAAGUGGCAUUUUGUUGAGUUUUGCAAUUGUAGGUACGUCUGGGCCGCCUGUGAUGAGAACUGCUAAAAUUGGGCCUGAUCUCAGGUUAUAGUCAAGAACAAUAAACGGACAAGUUUUGUCAAAAAACGGUUUGACUUUGUGUGGAUUUAUUUGUGACAUUCGCGUAUAGCUCUCGCUCA
Molecule: messenger RNA, 7798 nt
Organism: Porites lobata
Lineage: Eukaryota; Metazoa; Cnidaria; Anthozoa; Scleractinia; Poritidae
Source: the annotation of a GenBank genome assembly